Molecule: messenger RNA, 1392 nt
Organism: Aureobasidium musti
Lineage: Eukaryota; Fungi; Ascomycota; Dothideomycetes; Dothideales; Saccotheciaceae
Source: the annotation of a GenBank genome assembly
AUGCAUUAUUUGUAUUCAUUCCCUGUCCUCUUCUCUUUUGCUUCAGUUGUGUCUUCCUCGAACACAACUGUAGUGAAUCUGUCAUGGCAUGCACCGCCAUCUACCAACGUCAGCGACCUUCAGUCUGUCAUCAAUGGCACUGGCACAUGGGACUUCAUAUUCAACUCUUCGAACACUCCGGCAGGUCUGCCAUACUCGACUUAUAACUGGUGCAAUAUGCCUCAUGUCCGCCGCACUGAGUAUCCCAAGGUCAAUUCGAGUUACAAGCUCGAAUACGUUCACGUCAUUCACCGCCACCAUAAGCGUACUCCUUAUGCAGCAAAUACUUUUCCUCGGGAGUCGUAUGCAUGGGAGUGUUCAGAUGAGGGCCUCUACUACAACGCCAAUACUUUCACGGGUGCUAAUGCGAACUCCUCGGCAUUGACAUACUGGAGUGUCUUUACCUCCCCCUCCAACCCCUUGGCUCCUCAAGGCUUCAAUGGUACAUGCCAAUUUCCUCAAUUGACAGCGGGAGGUCUAGACGACAGCCACCAACAUGGCAAAGAUAUCUACGGAAUGCAAUUCCGUGUGACCAACAACGUCAUCACUUCUCAAGUCGCGAGCAACUUGAUCCCUGGAAUGUUUCCCUCGCUCAGUGAGAAGAAUAUUCCCUUAUUGAUUCAGCCUGAUUCGAUCGAUAGUCUGGAGCCCGCCUAUACAUGCUCUUCUGCGUCCACCCUCUACUUAUCUUAUGGCGUGGGCAGCACCAAUUCAAACUGGACCGCUCAUCUCACUGCUUCAUCUGGUCUUGCUCGUGCUUUAGAUGCUAUUUCUGGCAUCUCAUCCACUUCGACAGCCUGGCACCAAUCCUGGGAUCACUACUUUGACAAUCUUUCUGCUCGUCUCUGUCACUCGAAGCCCUUACCCUGCAACAGCACCACCGGUUCCUGCGUCACUCAGUCUCAGGCAAAUGAGGUGUUCCGUUUGGGCGAGUACGAGUACAACUUCCUGUACCGUUCAGCUGGACCUCAGACUCUUGAGUACGCUCGUCGCAGCUAUGGAAUCUGGGUCGCAGAGCUGGCAGACCACUUUCGUGCCGUUCAGAAUGGCACCGACUCUAUCAUCUACAGACAUGACGUUGCCCAUGAUGGCAGCAUUGCUCGCUUGCUGGCCUUGCUCCAAAUUCAGGAGAUGGUAUGGCCGGGCAUGGGCUCCGAAGUCGUCUUUGAGGUCUACUCCAAGCACCAUGAGUGGUUUGUUCGCAUUCUGUGGGGAGGACAGGUUAUGAGAACCUCGAGCCCCGCAUUGGCUAAUGAGGUCGAUAUGGUGCCUCUACAAAAUCUCUUGGCUUACUUUGAUGGCUUGGUCGGUCGUGGUGCUUCUUUGGUGCCUGGCCUCUGCAACCAGGGCUAG